Fusarium verticillioides 7600 is the source of this 2164-nucleotide messenger RNA. RefSeq lists its product as hypothetical. NCBI's taxonomy places the organism in Eukaryota, Fungi, Ascomycota, Sordariomycetes, Hypocreales, Nectriaceae. The transcript has a single exon. Bases 586 to 1632 code for a protein of 348 amino acids. The record is from RefSeq and is a predicted model, not a curated record.
CGUGCCCGAGUGGGUACAUCUCCUUCUCAUUCUGAUCAAGGUCAAGGCCCAAACUCGAGAUGCAGACCCUGGCCCUCUCUUAAUCCAAGGGGCCUCCUGGUGGGCCACAACACCACCCAUGCUCAAAGCAUCUUGGCAGUCCGGUGUUUUGUGGUUGCAGUCUACUUCCCUGCAAGAGACAUUGAGCUAAAAAGAGGCGUUCCAGCCCAGUUGGUACUACGCCCCCGACUCUGGUUUCUCUUAAUAUCUAACGCUUCCUGCCUCACCUCCGAUCCGGCUUCUCAGUCUUGUCUAUCACAACCACCACACUCGUUCAGUCUCUAUCGUGACUUUCCAUUCAUUUCCGGCUUCUGCCAUUACGAUCCUUCCAGCAUUCCAGCAACCAGCGUUUCUCACGCUCCAACUUCUAUCCUUUUCUAUUAGGAGAAGAAAAAGCUGUGUCGUCGCUCGCUGCCCGACUGGAGGAAUUGACUUCUACGGCCAUUUGAAUCGCAUCGCAAACCGUGUCAAUAGACAAAUCCGAAGCUCCGCAAAACCCAAACCCCCCCAAACCCCAACCACAUCCAAACCACCUCAAUCUUCAAAAUGAAGUCCGUCGUCGCUUCCAUCGGCAUGCUUGCCGCCGUUGCCAACGCCUACAAUUUCCCCCACCCCGCCCACUACCGCCGCGACAACGGUACCGACACCCAGACCACUCUGACCGUCAAGACCACUGUCGUCGAGACCAUCACCAGCUGCGCUCCUACCGUCACCAACUGCCCUGCUCGUGACCACACUGCCAUUGCUCAGCUCCCCGAGUCCGACAAGGUCACCUACGUUGAGACUAACACCGUUAUCCUCACUGAGGUUGUCUGCCCCGUCGCUGACGCCAGCUCUAUCUACACCUCUGUCCUCCACGAUGCUGAGACCGGUGGUGUUACUGGCAAGACCCUCACUGCCCCUUACACCGCUUCCGUCCCCAUGACCACUGGCGGUGCUUACCCUCCCCCUAAGGAGGGCGACAAGACAGUCGUUUCCGACUACACCACCGAGCAGGUUGUCACUCUUACCCAGGGUGACGAGACCAUCACCACCACCGUCCACAAGACUCUCCAGACCACCAUCACCGUCUCUGCUGGCCCUCAGGUCACCGAUGACGGCUCUAAGGGGAACGGUACCCCCGGGGAUGAUACCACCACUACCACUACCAAGACCAAGACUGGCACCGUCACCAAGACCAUUGAGCGCGUCGGUGAGACCAAGCCUGCUUCGGGCGGUGACAACGGCUACAGCACCGGCAAGAGUGAGGAGGAGGGUUCCAAGGGUACUGGCAAUGGAUCCAACAACGGCGGCUCUGGCUCUGGCAAUGGUAACGGCGAGUGUGUCCCUGAGACAGUCACAGUCACCGCCCCUGCCUCCACUGUCUAUGUCACUGUUGUCCCUGAGGCCAGCAAGACUGGUAGCUCUGAUGAUGCUACCGUCACCGACAAGGCUGUCCAUGGUGAUGACUCUGAGGACGACGAUGACGAGGAGGAGUUCUGCGACACCACCACCACCCUCGAGGCUACUGUUACCGUUGUCCCUUACCCUGUCAACGACACUGCCACUGGUGGCUACGCCAAGCCCACUGGCUUCUCCCGCCGUCUCCGAUAAAUGUCUUGAGACAACUCCUACGUAUAUGAAGUCUCAUCUGUACAUUACUCACCAUUUGGUCACUUCUUGGUUAGGCAUCUAGUGGAAGGGGGAACAUCUUUGUAUAGGCCAACUACUCCUGGAUGUAUGACAAUUUACUUUUUUUCUCUUUUUUUCUUGCUGCUUCUUCAAAAUCAAUUCAAUGAGAAUCAUGAACUUUCGUCUUAUCUGGUCCACACAACAAAUACCCUCUCGGGUUACUUGGUCUUGUUCCCUUUUGACUGUAGCACGGAUGGUGUUGGUAUAUGGAAGCGCUUGUAGAUAGAUAGACUUGGGUUAUGCUUAUCUGGAAUGUCGGUUCCAUAGACCCCUUGUCUCAUUGAGUCAUAACAUAUAUACAUCUUGGUUUUUAUACCACACAUGCCUCAUGCAGAUGUAGUUGUAUAGAUGUGAGAAAAUAAGCAAUAAAUAUAUGAACGCAAUGCUCUUCAAUGGCUUUUGGGGAAAAUCUCGUUUCUGGAUAUUAUCUGUACCUGCACUCUGACGCUCAGCU